CUCUGCGCCAUCUCUCCGUCUCCUCGAUAAUUCCAUCGUCUUUCCUGCAUUACGGAAGGCGUCCACGAUGGGUCAUUGGCGGGAUAUCUUCCAGUCCGAAGGGGGCCACACCCAUCAUCGUCUCCCCACCGAACGACGCCAACUGCUGUCUGCAUAUGCUCCGGACCAGCUCCCGCCCACCCAUCAUGCAAAAGAGGUGACCAAGGUUGCCCUGCGAUUGAAAUAUCAAAUCGAGCAGGUCAUCCCUUGCGAGCUGGAAGAGAGCGUAAUCACCGACCCCAACAGUCGCAUCAUCACCGCCGAUGUAGUCCAAACCGCGAGACAGGCGGGAGGCGAGGAGCUGCAGGCCUGCAUUCUGUUCUGCUUGCUGGUGUGCUUGCGAUGGUUCAAGAUCGAAGCGACCCAGGAGCUGUGGGACUCGGAUCUCCAUGAACGCCGCGCCCUGGCGUGUGAGAUCAUCGCGAAGCGCAUCAUUGAAACAGAAGCGAAUCAGGAUAUCCAGCUGAUGGAUACCUUGCUGAAGCGAUACUCCAUCUUCAUCGAUGGCGAGGAGACCAUGCCUGCCAAUGUCAUUGAGCGCGCGGUCGAUCUUCACGCAUUGCGAGUCAUCGGCUCCUCUGGAUACCAGAAGUGUAUCCGGUAUCUGUGGAAUGGCUGGUUCUGCCAGCAGGAGGGCAAUCCCACCAAUUUCGUGCCGUAUCAUGAACGCGAUAAUAUCAAGUUCUCGGUCCACUUCCACCCCGACCGAAUGCGGACUCCGCAGUACCAGAAUGUCUGCCAGAUCCUCUUCUCGGUAGUAUACCUCAUCCUGUAUACCCAGGUCAUCAACACGGUCAACCCCAGCGGAGAUCUAGACGUUGUCGAGGGAUUUCUCUACGUCAUGAGUCUUGCGUUCAUCUGCGACGAAAUGACCAAGCUAUACAAGAUCGGCUGGCUCUACUUCGACUUCUGGAACGCCUUCAACUCCACCCUCUACAGCCUUCUCGCGGUCUCAUUCUUCCUGCGCAUCGCAGCACUAACACACUCGUCCUCCGCCGACGACGAACAGCGACAGCAGCUCAACGAGCUAAGCUAUAACUUCCUCGCCCUCGCCGGCCCGAUGUUCUGGAUGCGCAUGAUCCUCUACCUGGACUCCUUCCGGUUCUUCGGCGCCAUGUUCGUCGUCCUCCGAGUCAUGAUGAAAGAGAGUUUGAUCUUCUUCGCGCUCCUCUUCGUCGUCCUGGUCGGCUUCUUCCAGGCCUUCGUCGGCAUGGCCCAAGUCGACAACGACCUGCCCGUCACGAGAGCCAUCAUCCAAGGCAUGGCGAACAGCGUCAUGCAGAGCCCGGAAUUCAGCAUCUUCGAGGAAUUCGCCUUCCCCUUCGGCAUCAUCCUCUACUACCUCUUCAACUUUAUCGUCAUGAUUGUCCUCCUGAACAUCCUCAUCGCCCUAUAUAACAGCGCAUACGAAGAUAUCUCCGGCAACGCCAUCGACGAAUACAUGGCGAUCUUCGCACAGAAGACAAUGCAAUACGUGCGCGCACCAGACGAGAACGUCUUCAUUCCUCCAUUCAACCUCCUCGAAAUCAUCUUCCUCGUCCUCCCCUUCGAAUGGUGGCUCCCUCGGCACCGCUACGCCAAACUGAACGACCUCGUCAUGGGGGUCCUCUACUCGCCUCUCCUGGUGGUGACCGCCUUCCUGGAGGUGCGCGAGGCGCGCCGCAUCCGGUGGAACCGACGACGUGGCGAAGACGACGACGACGACGUCCAGGAGUGGGAACAUGCCGCGGAGCAGGUGGGUUUCGAGAUCGACGAUUCCUGGCGCCAGGUUGUGCUGGAUACGGCGCCGGUGGUGCACAUGGAUCCGUGCAGUUUGGAGGUCGUGCAUUUGAGAGAGCAGGUUAGGGAACUUGGGGAUUUGGUGAGGGCGUUGGUGGAGGAGAAGCGUGCUGGUGAGGGUGGGAGUGGGGGGCUGGGGGCGUUGAAUGGGGAGAGUUGUUCGACGAUUGCGGAGAGGGAGGAGGGGAGGUAGACAGACAAGACAGUGUUUCCUGUGAUGUUGGUCUGGGGGGGUGGUUUGUUUGCGCUGAUGAUGCAGUUUUGGGUGGAUAUUUGUUAUUAUGUGGUGGGUUUGUUAUUUUAUAAGUACCUAGUUACUUGAUUUACCUGACUAGUAGUUAGUUUGUUAUGUCUAUGUUUAUUGUUUGAGUGACG
Messenger RNA from Aspergillus steynii IBT 23096, 2193 nucleotides. RefSeq names its product putative potassium ion channel Yvc1 (gene yvc1). The record is from RefSeq and is a predicted model, not a curated record. NCBI's taxonomy places the organism in Eukaryota, Fungi, Ascomycota, Eurotiomycetes, Eurotiales, Aspergillaceae. Bases 68 to 2011 code for a protein of 647 amino acids. The transcript is spliced from 5 exons.